AUGCAGCAAACAACAACGAUUUCAUCGGUUCAGUACAAUUUCCAGCCCUCACCAGACAUUUACUCGCAAUACGGUACGGAGCGGAUGGGUAUAGAUGCUGCUACAGAUCAGCUACGCCAAAACAUGUCAUCUAUCACGGUCAGUGACAAAGAAAAUGGAAUAAAUGAGAUGCAUUGGUGUUCUCCAUGUAAUCAGUGCACUGAUGGUUCGUGUUACGCCUACACAAAUCCAGCUGAACACCAACUAAUGGCUUGCGAUAGCUGUGUACAGCAAUGCGAAGUAUCACAUAUCAACAGCUUCAGAAAUGGCGAGUGUUGGGAUAACUACGAACGCUACGGUUUAAACAACAAUAUUGAAGUAAUGCAGCCGACAUUGUUCUACCUACUGACAUCAGGUUGCAUUUCAAAUUUCGGCAAGGACGAGAAAGGCAGCCGAUUUGUGCAAGAAGAAUUCGCAAAAAGCUCUCCGGCUGUUCGUCAAAUGAUGUUUGAUUAUCUUUUCGAAAGAGGUGGAUUUGACUGGUUCUCCAAUGAUCCACAUGGAAAUUUCAUCAUCCAGAAAAUCGCGAUGGAAGCAUUUCCUGGUAUAGAACAAGCUAGAAUCGCUGAGCACGUAGCAAAUAAAGUGGUCAAAAUGUGUUCAAACCGUUAUGGAAGCAGGAUCAUGCAGCGUAUUUUCGAAAGAUUCGAUUUCGGAUACAGAGUCGAACUUCUGAAUAAGCUCAGUGGGUCGGAAUGUUUCCUAGCAGUUGAUAGCUGUGCCACUCACGUCAUGCAGAAAUUGUUUGCUCUUUUCCCACCGACAAAAUACAGCUUUAUUGUGAUAGCGCUAACACUUUCGAAAGAGAAUUUCAAGCAAGUUGUUCAAAAUAAAUAUGGAUGCCGUGUUAUUCAAUCUGCUCUGGAGGAACUUGAAAUAUCGGCAUGUACCACACGCUAUGCUAGUAGUCCAAACGAAUUCAAAGCAGCAAGACGGCUUCUGAAUAAACUGCUGCGACGGCUAACAGAGAACUGCAUGGAGUUUACAGAUCAUCAAUUUGCAAACUACGUUAUGCAGCACGUCAUCACAUCGGAGUUCCAUCCUGAAGCUCGUGACUACAUUAUUAAACACUCGAUUCUAAGCAAUGUGCUAACGUUAUCGCAAGAAAAGUUCGCUUCUCAUGUCGUCGAAAAGUCAUUAAAACACGCGUCACCAAAAGUACUGCAUUGUUUGAUGAGUGAAAUCUUUGAUGGUUAUGUCAAAGAUGACAAAGGACGUGAUGCGCUUGACAUAAUGUUAUUUGAUCAGUAUGGCAAUUAUGUUGUGCAAACAAUGAUUAACGUUUCAAUUGACGUACACGAUGACAGACGCGAAGGUGAUCUGGUAUGGCUGGCUCGUCUCUCUGAACGAAUUUCUCGACAUGAAUCUCGCCUUUUGAGAUAUUCGUCUGGUAAAAAAAUAAUCGAAAAAAUGAAACAGGGAACUUCAACAAAUAUGUUUUUAUACCUAACAACAAUUGCUUUGGUAUUCUUAUUUAAUGGAAGUAAAGCAUCUCUCAGAAGAGUCAGUAAUGCUCAAUCAGUUAAACAUGAAUCAUUUCCAUAUAUAGCUGAGCUACAUAUUGAUUGGCCAGACCGAAAGAUCGUAUGUACAGCUAGUCUUUUGUCUCGUUCGAUAAUAAUUACUGCUGCACAUUGCAUAGUUGAUGAAAAAACGAAGGAAGAGCUAGGUAAGGUUAAGAAAGUAAUAUUUCGACGUGAUUAUGGCCGAUCGUAUGUAACGUGGGUUGGUGGUGAGGCUAAUGGUGUUCUGAGUAUAACCGAACUAGACGAAAAAGAAGGUAUUUUGGAUUAUGCAUUGCUUCAAUUGGUUAAGCCAUUACCAGUAUGUCGGGUCAGGAAUGGCAGAAUGUUUUCAAUUAUUAAAUUACCAGUGAAAGAUAUACGAGCUUGCAAAUGGAAAAUUUUGCAACCAUUAAAAGAAUUCCUCGAUCAGUGCUCAUUAUUCGGUUAUGGAGCUUCAGAAAAAGAUGGACCGGAUGGCAAGCUACGAAAAUUAACAAAUAUUUCAGUUUGGGAAGUUAAUGGACGACUUUUGAUACCAAUGAAAGAUAAUGCAGAAAAUAUUCGUCAAGGUCGUAUAUGUGGUGGUGAUUCUGGCGGACCUUUCGUUUGUAUGACUGAUUUGGGUGAACGGAUUUAUGGCAUUCUGUCACAUUCUGAGCCAUUGUUGGAAUCCUAUCCUUCGUCGUGCUAUGGCGAAGAAAAUGCCUUCUUGUAUGAUGUGAUGAGUGAUGUUCGCAAAGUGUUACCGUACAUUCAGGAUUCAUUGGCUAAGAUGAACAAAACUAACGAACUGAUUGAGGAUUAUGAGAGAUGUGACUUCUAA
Molecule: messenger RNA, 2367 nt
Organism: Acanthocheilonema viteae
Lineage: Eukaryota; Metazoa; Nematoda; Chromadorea; Rhabditida; Onchocercidae
Source: the annotation of a GenBank genome assembly